Saccoglossus kowalevskii is the source of this 702-nucleotide messenger RNA. RefSeq names its product GPI-specific phospholipase A2-like PGAP3. Gene Ontology annotation, biological process: GPI anchor biosynthetic process. NCBI's taxonomy places the organism in Eukaryota, Metazoa, Hemichordata, Enteropneusta, Harrimaniidae. Gene Ontology annotation, cellular component: endoplasmic reticulum membrane. Gene Ontology annotation, molecular function: hydrolase activity, acting on ester bonds. The record is from RefSeq and is a predicted model, not a curated record.
AUGGACUGGCCUUUUAUACGAAUAUUAGGAAUUCAGGAACCAGCUUCCACAGUCUUCUCUAUUUUUAAUGGUCUUGUACAUAUCAUUGGUAUUAUAGAAUUUAGAAAACGACUUCCAAUCGGUGCACCCAUGUAUUGGGUAUGGCAUACAUUUGCUGCAGUGGGUGUCCAUGCAUGGUUUUGGUCAUCAGUUUUUCACACUAGAGAUGUACUAUUAACUGAGCGAAUGGAUUAUUUCAGUGCUGCAGCAUUGCUAUUAAUGACCAUAUAUGCACUAGGUAUCAGGAGUCUUUGUUAUCACAAAAGCACCUGUAGACGAGAAGUAGCUAUUGGUUUUGCCAUACUAUUGCUGAUUCUUUUUUCGCUACAUGUUAGUUAUCUCACGUUUGUCACAUUCGAUUAUGGUUACAAUAUGAAGGCGAGUGUUAUUGCUGGAUUAGUGAAUUCCUUCUGGAUGAUAAAAUGGGCUUCCAGUAACUGGGAUCUCCAUGGUGGUAUAAAAAAAGCAUUGGUUGCCACGGUUUCUGUCAAUGUUCUAUGUACUUUGGAGCUACUGGACUUCUCACCAUUUUUCUGGAUAUUUGAUGCUCAUGCUGUGUGGCAUCUCAGUACAGUGCUGCCGGCGAUAUGGUUGUACAGUUACAUCAUUGAAGACUCUUUGUAUCUAUACAAAACUAAACAUCGAUUUAAAAAAUUGGAGUAG